Molecule: messenger RNA, 607 nt
Organism: Danio rerio (zebrafish)
Lineage: Eukaryota; Metazoa; Chordata; Actinopteri; Cypriniformes; Danionidae
Gene: plekho1b
Product: pleckstrin homology domain containing O1b
Cellular component (GO): cytoplasm; membrane; nucleus
Source: RefSeq, marked validated
GCGUGACGGCAGAGGAUCAACAACGCACGAGGAUGCCACUAACACACACUCACCAGCACAUUUCUGAGGUCUGUCCGAAAUAACCAGCAAAUGGUGACCGGCGCGGUGGACGCUGAACGGGAGUAAAUUCACCGGAGGAGGCGUAAAGAAACAACCGGGGAGCGACUCUCAUUUAACAAAGCGCUUUUCUUUGAGUGUGGCUUUUUCGGGUGUAGGAUUUUCAGUGGAUUCUUUUGUAUCUGGAUUGUUCGUGGAGGGAGAGAGCCGGGAAGCGGUGUUUCAUUGAGCCAUGAAGAAGAACAGUUCGUCAAAGCGGGGCCCUCAGGAUGCCAAUCAACAGCCUGUGCAGCCCGACAAAACUGGCUGGAUCCGCAAGUUCUGUGGCAAAGGAAUUUUCAGGGAAAUUUGGAAAAACCGAUUUGUUAUAUUGAAAGGAGACCAACUCUUAAUUUCUGAAAAAGAGGUAAAAGAUGAGAAGAAAAUUCAGGAGGUGGUGGAUCUCACAGACUACGAGAAGUCUGAGGAGCUACGUAAGGCCAAAAGCAGGAGCAAAAAGAACCACAGCAAGUUCACGCUUCUGCGUUCACGGCAGCCAGGCAACACGGUC